Molecule: messenger RNA, 2940 nt
Organism: Oldenlandia corymbosa var. corymbosa
Lineage: Eukaryota; Viridiplantae; Streptophyta; Magnoliopsida; Gentianales; Rubiaceae
Source: the annotation of a GenBank genome assembly
AUGCCUCUCCGAAUUGCUGAUCGGAAGCUCUCUUUCAGCACCCUCGCUACCUACGACGCCGAUUCCGACGAGUUUUUGAUACGUCGUUCUGCCUCCGAUCCUUCUUCCGUUCUCCCGCCCGCCGGCGCCUCGACUCACCACAGCCCAAAGAAGAGGAAAAAGAAAAAGAAAACGAAGAAAUCACUAAUCGAGAAUGAUUCCCUCUCGUUGCCGCCCAAAGUUGAUAGAGUUACAGAGAGCAACGGGGAAGCAAUUGACCGCUGUUCCCCCACGGACGGAUUUAGCCUUAAUAAUUACAGCUAUACCUUCGUUGAAACCACGCCGACGAUUGUGGUUCCGGAAGUGUUGGAGAGGAGGGGAGACGGUUAUUCUGUACGGACGUCGAUCACGCGUAGUCCGCAUUUGAGACAGAGGAGUGUGAAUUUAGCUGUGAAUGGGAUUAAUGAAUCGGAGCCUGCUGCAUCGUCUGUGACUUCUCUGGGGAGUGUGGAGUGCAAGAAUAGUACUAAUGCUGGUGGUGAGAUUGUGGAAAAAGAGAUUGAGAGAGGGAAUGAAGCGGAUUUGAUUCCACAGCGGACAUUUGAGAUGAAUGGGAGAACGUUGGAGAAAGAGGAGUCUUUGGAUUGGAAGAAAGUAAUGGCGGAAGAUCCCCAUUAUGCUUAUCCUGUGGAGAAGUCACCUCUUAAAUAUUUCUUGGAUGAAAUGCAUUCUGGAAACUCAUUGCAGAGAACUGUUACUCUUGGAAAUGAGAAAGAACGUGAGAGAGUUUAUAACAUCAUAUUCCAGUUGCCAUGGCGAAUUGAACUGCUUAUUAAUGUUGGAUUUUUCGUCUGCUUGGAUUCAUUUCUUUCGUUGUUAACCAUCAUGCCAGCAAGAAUUUCUAUAAUGUUAUGGAGGCUACUGAAGACAAGGCAGUUCAAGAGACCUUCUUCAGCUGAACUAUCUGAUUUUGGAUGUCUCAUUGUUCUGCUUUGUGGAGUGGCCCUACUACAGCAAGCAGAUAUUAGCUGGAUAUACCACAUGAUUCGCGGGCAAGGGACAAUCAAGCUUUAUGUUCUCUACAAUGUGCUGGAGAUAUUUGAUAAACUAUGUCAAAGUUUUGGUGGAGAUGUAAUGCAAACGAUGUUUAAUUCAGCAGAUGAUCUUGCAAGCUGUUCAGCAGAAAGCUUUCAGCUGUCAUUAUGGAGAUUCAUCAAAGACGAGUCAUUAGCUGUGGCUUCAUCUAUUGUGCAUUCCUUUGUUUUGUUAGCUCAAGGUGUUACUCUGUCCACUUGUAUAGUUGCUCACAAUAAUGCGUUAUGGGCUCUUCUUAUAUCCAACAAUUUUGGAGAGAUAAAAAGCAAUGUGUUUAAGCGAUAUAACAAGGAUAACGUUCACAGUUUGGCGCAUUUUGAUGCUGUGGAGCGGUUCCAUGUUUCGGCAUUUCUUUUGUUUGUUUUGGCUCAAAACAUACUAGAAGCAGAGGGUUCUUGGUUUGAAAACUUCCUCUUGAAUGCUUUUCUAGUUCUCUUUUGUGAAGUGUUGAUUGAUGUUAUCAAGCUUUCAUUCAUUGCGAAAUUCAAUGAUCAUAAGCCUGAUACUUUCUCAGAAUUUUUAGAAGAUCUAUGCAAUCAGACACUAAAGAUUCCUACAGAGCCUGGAAAGAGAACUCUAGUCUUUGUUCCUCUUGCCCCAGCUUGUUUGGUUAUCCGAGUGUUGCGCCCUGUUUAUGCGGCUCAUCUACCGUCAAAUCCUCUUGUAUGGAGAUUCCUUUGGAUCUUUCUUCUCUCUGCCAUGACAUUCGUGAUGCUCUCUAGCCUGAAGUUGUUGAUCGGCAUGGGCCUCCAGAAGUAUGCUGGAUGGUAUAUUAAGAGGCGCCUUAGAAAGAAACUACACAAAGACUGAGUUUCAGGCUUGCUGCUGGAGAGAUCAGAUCAGUGAACAAGGGUAUUGGGUUUCACUCGUGCCAGGAAAUUUGUGCUGAGGAAGAUCCUCAUUCUGUGUGAAAUGGCAUGUCAAGACUGCACAUGAUAUACUCUGUAUUGGAAAGUUGAUAGGUACAUGUCCUGGGAAGUUAAUAACUUAUCAACUUUUUGUAGCUCGAUGUACCCAUAAAUUUUGUUGUAGAGAAUCUGGGUACACAUUAUGAGUAUGGUUGAUCUGUAAACAAACUUUCACAUGUACAACAGCAUUAUACUGAAAUAGAAUGUACAGUUUUCUGAUGAAGCAAAGCAAUACAAAUGUGAAUUGGAGAAACACAGUUAGUAAAUCAAUCAUUAGGGAUCAUCCAUGAGAUCUUCUAUUCAGCAUACUGUGUGUCGGCAGUGUUUUAUUAGUAAAAUGACACAAUCUUAUUCAUACUAGAUUUUAUACUAUAUAUCAUGAGUUAUUCCUCAUCUUGUUCUGCAUAGUAAAGUGUUGGCUUUUUCGGCAGACCGAUUUCCACAGUUCCUUCUAACAUCUUGGCUACCUUCCCCAUUGUUGGCCUGUUUUCAGCUCGGUCUUGAAUGCACCACAUCGCAGUCAUCAACAUACGAUUCACCAUAUCAAAAUGAGCACGGCUAUCAUAAGAAUGCUUGAUCCUUGGGUCCAAGAUGUCAUCAAUGUUCGUCUCUUUGAAAACUUGAUCAAAUGCCCAACAAGGAAAAUACCAGUCAGUGCUCUCUGCAAUUGAAAUCUGAUUCUGCUGUUCGUGAUUCCUGGUACCUGUCACCAUUUCCAGCAGCACCAACCCAAAGCUGUAUACAUCAGAUUUUGAUGUGAUGGGUUCCGGCCUUAGCCACUCAGGCGCCACAUAUCCAGGUGUGCCCCGGAAUCGCGUCUUGCUGAUGAGAUCCUCCUUUUUCUUCAACUUAGCCAGUCCAAAAUCUGAUACUUUUGGGCAGAAGUCUUCUCCCAGAAGAAUGUUCUCAGGCUUGAUGUCACAGUGGAGCACCCAUUCCAAGCAUUCCUCAUGCAGGU